AUGGAUCCACCUAAUGUACCUCCCUCUCCUCAGGCCCCGCCGGACCUUUCGCCGCCCUCCGGAAGCCUUUCGUUCCGCGCUGACAACCUCGUCACGUUAGAAAUGGUUCAGGCUGUAACCAUAAACCGUGAAAAGUUGUCUGAAUGGCAUCACAAAAUCCGCUCGAGGUUGUUUCCACUUGUCACUGGUUUCUUUGUGCGGUGCCGCGUGGAGGAUUCAACGGAUGGCAGAGCUUUAUAUAAAGUGGGACGCAUUAAAACUCUUAAAACAGAUUGGUCUGUAGAGCUUGAUUUGCUAACAACAGAUGAGAUUCUUUCGGGACGUAGCAAUACAAACUACGACUGCAUCAGCAACGCAAAACUGACUGCAGGAGAGUUUAGCGCUUUUAUAUCGAAGGUACCACCAGAGUUGCUGUCUAAUAUUUCUAACACAGUGCAUAAAAUGGAGGAGCGGCUGCGCAUGAUGGAGACCAUCAUCUUAACGGAGCCGGCUUUCCACGGCAGACGCCGUGACGACCGGAGGCAACAGGAAGCACAACCCGCUCAGGCUGUCACGGGCCUACCUGAUAAAUAUGUCUUCUCACAAAAUGUGCUUUUGUGUGAUGAUGAGUUUUCAACCUUUCCAAUGACUGUUACAAUUGUUGAUUUGCUACAGAAUGCGGUCGGUCAAAAGGGAAUGACGGAACCUGACACCCCGCGGGCAGGGAUUUCCGCGAUAACCGGACCGAAGUCUCGCGCGUUUGAUGAGGCGGUAGCGAGUCAUAGCACGAUGCUGCAGCUUCAGGAUGUACGGAAUUACAUAAAUUCGCCAACACAACCACCAGUGGAUGCGGCCCGACUUAUCGAGAUGAUACGGCGCUCAUCCAAUGCGCAAAACACUUCAUUUUCCUACGAUAAUCUCACGGAGUUCUGCAAACUUGUUAUUUCCGUUUGUAGCCAAUGUCGCGAGGUGGUGGCGAAGGAACCUUUAUUCAUCCGUCUCAAGUCGCCCGUAACAGUGUUCGGUGACAUCCAUGGCAACUUCGCUGAUAUGGCCUAUUUCUUGGAUAAAGUGGUGGCUUUUGAUGAUAUUAUGCUCAAGUAUACCACUUCGCAUCUUUUGUUCCUUGGCGACUAUGUAGAUCGUGGUGCCUUCUCGGUUGAGUGUGUCAUGUACCUCUUUGCACUCAAAGUUAUUAGCCCAUCUAAGGUUACUCUACUGCGUGGUAACCAUGAAUCCCCUGAGGUAAAUGGUGAUAUGGAUGUGUAUGGUUACAGCUCAUUCAAAUAUCAAUGCCUCGACAAGUUUGGAAGGGAUCGUGGUAUUGAUGUGUGGGUUGCAGUGAAUGAGGUAUUUCAGUUCCUCCCCGUUAUAGCUGAUAUUGAUAAGAAGAUAUUCUGCGUUCACGGCGGCUUGCCGCAGUAUUCCGGGGGUGAGGACAAACGACUUGAGAUUCUUUCUGAUCCUUCUUUCCCUCGUAUUCCGGUGGUUCAAUGUACUGAUCCCACAAAUGUGGCACAGCGUAUGAUGGUGAAUGACUUGUUGUGGUCCGAUCCCGCACCGCCAAACCAUCAACUUGAUAAAUAUGGCUUCGGGCCAAACCCACGCGGACCUGAUAUCAAAACCUUCGGUUCUCGUGCAGUUGAUAUGUUUUGUGAGCGCUACAACUACCAAUACAUAUUUCGUGCGCAUCAAGAAAAGGCGGAUGGUGUUCGGCUGUCAGAUAAUGCUCGCGUUGUGACGAUAUUUUCCACGUCUGACUAUGCCGGCCACCAGAAUGGUGCAGGUUGUAUAUUAGUGGCCAAUGGUAAAAUGCGCAUGGCGAUUAAAAAGCCCCACCGGCACGAGAUGAAGGAAACGAAAGGACCGGUAUCACCUCGCACGCUGUCGAAAAGCGUUCCAGGUAUGAUACCGCGUCUUAAGCGCAUUUAA
Messenger RNA from Trypanosoma brucei brucei TREU927, 1911 nucleotides. Its product is annotated as serine/threonine protein phosphatase, putative. The transcript has a single exon. NCBI's taxonomy places the organism in Eukaryota, Euglenozoa, Kinetoplastea, Trypanosomatida, Trypanosomatidae. Gene Ontology annotation, molecular function: DNA binding; protein serine/threonine phosphatase activity. Bases 1 to 1911 code for a protein of 636 amino acids. Gene Ontology annotation, cellular component: cytoplasm; nucleus. The record is from RefSeq and is a predicted model, not a curated record.